Molecule: messenger RNA, 792 nt
Organism: Daphnia magna
Lineage: Eukaryota; Metazoa; Arthropoda; Branchiopoda; Diplostraca; Daphniidae
Gene: Aprt
Product: adenine phosphoribosyltransferase
Exons: 3
Biological process (GO): adenine salvage; AMP salvage
Cellular component (GO): cytoplasm
Molecular function (GO): AMP binding; adenine phosphoribosyltransferase activity; adenine binding
Source: RefSeq, a predicted model, not a curated record
AAAUCCACAAGUGUCUGUCUGCUACAGCAACGGCUGCAUAAAUUAUCAGUUUUAUUGAUCAGAAGAUGGAUUCUACUCUUAUACGAAUCUACACUGUCCGAUUUGAAAGACAAAAUUAAGAGUUACCCGGACUUUCCUAAAGAGGGAAUUGUAUUUCGAGACAUAUUCUCUGUUCUGAGAGAUCCAGCAUGCUUAAGGAACAUCCUUGAUCUUAUGGUGGCAAAGAUUGAACUUCUUAAAUGGACUGAUGUUGAUGUAGUAGUUGGGUUAGAAUCCAGAGGUUUCAUACUUGCACCUUUACUAGCUGUGAAACUGAAUGCUGGAUUUGUCCCUGUUCGUAAGAAGGGUCGUUUGCCUGGGGUAUGCAAAGAAAUUGCAUAUACUUUAGAGUACAGGAGUGAUGUGCUAGAAAUACAGCAAGAUAGUAUACAUCAAGGACAGCGUGUACUAAUUAUUGAUGACCUGAUUGCAACCGGAGGAAGUUUAGGGGCAACUUGCAAGCUUCUUAGUGGUCUAAAUGCUAAUGUAGUUGGAUGCUUAGUUCUUUUAGAAUUGGAACAGCUGCAUGGGUCAAAAAAUGUGGAAGCCCCUGUUGAAUCAUUGAUUACUUUUUGAUUGAAAGUAUAUAUUCCAAAGGCAUUCCAUUGCAUCAGAUGUUGUUAUUUUUAAGAUUUGUAUUCCAUUGUUAAAUUUGUUAUUACAUGACAAUGAGAUGGGGAAAACAGUUAAAAACCACCACGUAAAGCCAACACCAAAUGCAAUACAGAUCCUCCUUGGACUUUAUAAUCAGCA